UUAAGAAAACCUUGAUUAGAUAUGGAUCAGAUGUCGUUCUUAUUCAUGUGCCCUCUAAAAAAUAUCUGACUACAGAAGGCGAAAAGCAUCCCGAAAUCAACCAAUCCAUAGUUGUAUGCGAUAAUCCAAGUGAAAAUUUUAAAAACGAAGUUUGGAGUGUUAUUGGAGCAGAUGGUUCGAACGUACGAGUAGGCGAUGUUGUGCCUUUUAAUGCUAUUAUUGAACUUAAGCAUAAAGAAACUGGAGAGAAUUUGUAUUCUCAUUAUGCAUGCACGGGAAUGAAAAAGGACGCUCGGAAGCCUGGAUUACAGCAAGCAACCCUUAGUUCAAGUAUAAAUGCUGACAAUGCAUGGCUCGUCAAACCUUAUAGCCCUGACUCGGUUAAUGAUGCUUCAGGAAAUCUAAUGAGUGGAGAUGUCAUAAGUCUUUUUCAUAUUAACAAUAGUAAGCCGGCACUUUGUAGCCAUGAUGUUCUGUUAGAUAACGGAACUCAAGAAGUGUUUUGUGAUGGAGGUGGAGACGAAGAAGACCACAAGGUUGUCGGCACUGAUCAGGAGAUGAAUUGUAAAAAUAAUUUAUGGAGGGUUAUGGGUGCUUACGAUACGAAUGUAAAAACAGGAGAUCCUUUAUUAUCCAAUACUAUUGUUAGAUUUAAGAACCUAGAAACAGCUGGAAAUCUGCAUUCGCACUCCAUUCUCAAUGGUAAAACCCCAAUAUCUAAUCAGCAGCAAGUAACCAUUUCCUUUUAUGCUCAUACCGAUGAUAAUUGGAUCAUCCGAAGUUACAAUCACACUCCUGUCUAUAAUUAUUCAAAAGUCAUAUCGGAUGGUGAUCCUAUCAGUCUUUCUCAUCUUUCAACAAAUGUAUCAAUUUCCAGUCAUGAUGUAUUAUUAGAUGAUCAAACUCAAGAGGUUUCUUGUAAUGGAUAUGGACACGAGGCAAAUAAUAAGGUAUAA
Acaulospora colombiana is the source of this 956-nucleotide messenger RNA. NCBI's taxonomy places the organism in Eukaryota, Fungi, Glomeromycota, Glomeromycetes, Diversisporales, Acaulosporaceae. The record is from the annotation of a GenBank genome assembly.